AUGCAAGUCCCGCCGGUGGAUUGGGAAGCCCUGAAACAACUACUGGUAGAGCACAUGGAUAUCUUCGCAUGGAGCCACAGAGAGAUACCUGGUAUAGAUAACGAAGUCAUUGAGCACUGCUUAGGCAUAGACCCAACACACAAGGUUAUGCCUUUCGGAUUAAAGAAUGCAGAGGUGACCUGCCAAAAGCUGGUAAAUCGAAUGUUCAAAGAACAGAUUGGGAGAUCUAUUGAGGUAUAUGUGGACGACUUGUUGAUAAAGAGUAAAGAACCUGCCCAACACCUUAUGGAUUUGCAAAUGGCGUUCGAAAUCUUAUGCCGUUAUAACAUGAGGUUAACCCCAGCAAAGUAUGCUUUCGGGAUCCAGUCGGGAAAAUCCCUAGGCUUCAUUGUAUUCAAGAGAGGAAUUGAGGCCUCUCCAGAUAAGAUAGAGGUCAUACUCAACAUGAAGCUGCCAAAAAGCUUGAAUGAGACUCAACGACUGGCGGGUAGAGUGGGCACCCUAGGGAGAUUCAUAGGCAGAUCGACAGAUAAGUGCCUCCCCCUUUUUCCAAGUACUGUGAAAGUCUCCCCGCAUGCUUUAUCCACCGUCUUAGUAAAGGAGGAAGAGGCCGCCCAACAUCCAAUAUAUUAUGUAAGUCAGAAAGUUCCAACCAUACUUCCAAGCCCACAUAGUAAAGGUGCUCAAGAGACUCCCCUAGCAAAAGUCCUGAGAAAACCAGAUAGCACAUGCAGAUUGAUAGGUUGGUCGAUUGAGCUAAGCGAGUUUGAUCUGGAAUACGAAUCAAGGAAGGCUGUCAAAGGGCAAGCACUGACAAAUUUUGUGGCAGAAUUCUUGGGAUUUCCCCAAAAAGAAACAAUAGAACCGUUGAAAAAGCGGUGGGUAUUAUUCAUAGACGACUCAUCUUGCUCAGAAGGUGGAGGCUUGGGAGUACAUUUAUUGAGUCCUGACAGUCAGGGGCGGUAUUACAUGGCGACGUUGGCAUUCAAAGUGACAAACAACGAAACUGAGUAUGAAGCACUGAUAGCAGGACUGUCUGUGGCCUCCCAAAUGAGGGUAACCGAGGUAGAAGCCAGGUCAGACUCGCAGGUAGUUGUAAAUCAGGUGUUGGGACUAUAUGCUACAAAAUGUGAAAAACUAAAAAAAUAUCUAGCGAGAGUCUGGAAAAUUUGCGACCUCUUCUCUGAUUUCACCAUAACUCAAAUACCGAGAGGGGACAACGAGGUCACAAAUAAAUUGGCAAGGGUGGCAUUCGAGGUAGAAGAGGUAUCUCUAUCGUGGCAAGUAGAAAUGAAGGUCAUCGAAAUCCCAGCCGUUGGCAUAGAAGUAGGCAUCUUGGGAUCUAACACUCCAGAAUGGGCUAGUAGAAUAGUGGAAUACUUAGAAGAAGGAAAACUACCAGAGACAAGAGAAGAGGCAAGGAGGAUAAAGAGAAAGACAACUAGGUUCCAGCUCAUCAAUGAAGUUCUUUAUAAAAGGGGAUUCUCCGCCCCCUUGGUACAAUGCAUUUCCACACAAGAAGCACAGUACAUCCUAGCGGAGAUACACGAGGGAAUAUGUAGAAACCACUUUGGCAGAAGAACCUUAGCCAGAAAAGCAGUCUGGGCAGAGUACUACUAG
Molecule: messenger RNA, 1620 nt
Organism: Carya illinoinensis
Lineage: Eukaryota; Viridiplantae; Streptophyta; Magnoliopsida; Fagales; Juglandaceae
Exons: 4
Coding region: 1-1620 (539 amino acids)
Molecular function (GO): nucleic acid binding; RNA-DNA hybrid ribonuclease activity
Source: RefSeq, a predicted model, not a curated record